Molecule: messenger RNA, 9455 nt
Organism: Odontomachus brunneus
Lineage: Eukaryota; Metazoa; Arthropoda; Insecta; Hymenoptera; Formicidae
Gene: hzg
Product: carboxy-terminal domain RNA polymerase II polypeptide A small phosphatase 1
Exons: 4
Coding region: 1356-2252 (298 amino acids)
Molecular function (GO): RNA polymerase II CTD heptapeptide repeat phosphatase activity
Source: RefSeq, a predicted model, not a curated record
AGAAUUCCUGGGAAUUCUUUCAUUAAAUGGCAGACCUUGUUCAAUUUUAUAAUAUGAUAUAAAUUGUAGUACAAAUUUCAUGUCAAAGUUUCUCAUAUUAAACUUACACACACACACAGAUAACGCGGCUAAAAUAAAUUUUAUUUAGACUUCGUCUCGUGCUUCCAUGUGCAUACGAAAUAAGAACGUGUAUAUAUGAAAGUUUGCUUUCUAUACAAAUUGGGGUCCUACGCAUCAUGGCUACACAGCUGAACAGUUAUAUACAUUGGUACUACUUGAAAAAGUAGGUUUUCACUCGCACUCAAAACCGAGUGUCUAGCUCCGUACGUCAAAAACUUACACGUCGAAUUACGUGCACCACAAGAUCUCGUGUAUAUCGCGUAACAUCAUGCACACCUGACGCGACGAAUUCCACGAUCGCCGGCCUAACAGCGAAACCGUGCGCGCUGAGGCAAUGCACCGUCGGAAUAGCAAUGAACUGCGCAACGGAUGAUAGGUGUGGCACAUGAAAAAGGAAAGGAACACAUCGCGGCUAUACGAGCGUGUUGCUGAGUAGCUAGAAUAGUGUGCACGUGUACGUUCCGGAAGAAUGAAAACUCCCGAUGUGACUGGCUCCAACAUUGCUUCUGCUCGUCGAUGCGAAUCGUCGCCCUAAGGAAAUCACAGUUGGGCUGUGUGGAGGGUGCCCAUCGCAUCGCAGCCCUUUACGCGUAUACAGUGGCGCGUGUUAUCCCAUUUAUCUCAAAAGCGCAUCAUUCCUGCGCCUAUGCGUCUCCGUUUGUCGCGCGGUGAUCUACGUAGAGGCGGCGGUGGUGGGGGCGAAAGCAGCGGCGGCGGCGCAGGGGAGGGACGCGAGGCGCCAAGGGGGUUCCGUGCGCUGCGAACGAGAGAGUGAGGUUAGCUGUGUGUGUCGUGAGUGUGCGCGCGCUCGCUUUCUCUCUUUCUCUCUCGCACGCGCGCACCAAUUCGUGCUUCGUCUCGCUCGCUCUAGCCGUACAUACGCGCGCGCGCGUACGCAUGCACGCACGCACGCACGCACGCACGUACGACGGACGUACGUACGUACGUACGUACGCAUGCACGUACAUACGCACGCACGCAUGCACGCACGCACGCACGCACGGCUGUCGUGCCUUCUGUGUCUUUCGCGCGCGCUAGCUAGCUAACUCGUUCAUUCGCUUGCACGUUCGCCCACCCGCCCGUCUGACUGUCUGUCUGUCUGUCUGUCUAUCUGCUGUCCGCUUACCCGCCCGCCCGCCCGCCCGCCGUUCGCCUGUCCGUCCGUCGGCUGGCGCGCGCGCGCGCGUUAACGGAAUUCGCGAUCAGGCACGCAGGGACCACCGACUAAUGUUUAAAUGGACGCAUCGUCCAUCAUCACCCAAGUGUCGCGGGAUGACGAGAUAUGUGCGUUCAACAGCGAGAAAGCCCAAUUGCCAGGAGAAAAUGAAGCAGCCAGUAACAGCCCAUCUAGUGGCAAAAGAUCGAGGGAGAGAAGCCGUGGCUUCCUGCGUUCUCUAUUUUGCUGCCUUGGAAGGGGUCGAGGUGGCAGUUCGAGGAGUUCCAAGGCGAGUUCUCUACAGGGAGAUGGUCGAGGCUCGCCACCACCGGGGACUGGAUCUCCGAGGUUCCUGCUGCCGCCGGUUAGGCAUCAAGACAUGCACAAGAAGUGCAUGGUAAUCGACUUGGAUGAGACUCUGGUGCAUAGUUCUUUCAAGCCGAUCAACAAUGCGGACUUUGUUGUUCCUGUAGAGAUUGACGGAACAGUACACCAAGUGUACGUCUUAAAGAGGCCUUAUGUGGACGAGUUCUUACAAAGAAUGGGUGAAUUGUACGAAUGCGUAUUGUUCACUGCAAGCUUGGCUAAGUAUGCAGAUCCAGUGGCAGAUCUAUUAGAUCGGUGGGGUGUAUUCAGAGCAAGAUUAUUCAGAGAAUCUUGUGUGUUUCACAGAGGGAAUUAUGUUAAGGAUUUAAACAAAUUAGGCCGAGAUUUGCACCAGAUCAUUAUUGUAGAUAAUAGUCCUGCCAGCUACAUUUUUCAUCCAGAUAACGCGGUUCCAGUGGCGUCCUGGUUCGACGACAUGACGGAUUCCGAGCUAUUAGACCUGAUACCUUUCUUUGAGAAACUCAGCAACGUAAAGAACAUCUACACGGUGCUGUGCAACAGUAAUCAUCCAUACAAUCAAGUGACAACCGCGCAAACGGUGCCGAAUAAUCAGAACCCGCCAGAAUCAGGUUCGCUAGCUGCCUCCUAGCCCCACCUGAAUCCUGGCAACGCAGCCAGUCUUGUCGCUCAAUGCACCUUCCGGAGAAUCCUGAGGGGACUGCUUCACGUGACCCACUACUCGCUGUGCGGCCAAGGACCUCGAAGCGUCCCUCGUUGACCUGCGGGGGAACGUCCGAUCAGCGUGGUCGAAUGUCUUAUACCUUAAACGUCAUCCAGUCGACACAAUACCACAGCUGCUGGUAUCCAUCUUCCUGGCAAGCAACGCGACGAAGACUGAGUCAGCUUCGAAGCGCGAGUGUUCUUCCAUUUUGCCACCGUUGAGGACGACGAACUGUUGUGCCGAUAUUCCUGUGCACGGGCAGGGUGAGAAACACAAGCUCGGUGCGUUCGGGAAAUAAACCUGGCGAAGGAUUGCGAAGAGUCAAUCUCGGGCAGAAGUUACUUGCGAGAAGUCGACAAUCGGUCGCGAGAAAGAAGAAAACGAUGAUAAUAGAGUGACUGGGAUAGCAUCUACGGAUGCUAUCUUAAUUCGCUGUCCGGGAUAGCGAAUGGGUGCAAAGGUAUAUUAAAAAAAGAGAGAGGGGGAAGGGGAGAAAGAGCUAAAAGAGAAGAAUCGCUCUGAGUCGUUUGAUGGGCCAUGUUGUGUUGUUGCCGUCGUUCAGUUCUUGUAUUCGAGCCAAAACAUCGCAAAGCUUUGUUCGAUUAGCAUUACGAAGAAGAUACCAACGUUCCGAUCACGUUUUUAAAUGCUUCUAAUGCAACUUGUAGGAUACGUAAAAAAAAGAGGGUAACAGUAGCAGAUAGAAUUCGAAAUGCAUGAGUAUUUUAUUUUGAUUUUGAUUUUAAUUAUUUCAAUUAUAAUAUUUCAAAAUUUCUAAUAUUUCAAAGUUUUGAAUUUAGCACUAAACAUUAUGGGUCUUGGAAUGCGUGGAUACAAGAAGCCAAGAUCAUAGAUAUUAAUACCUAACUUGAAAACACAUACAGAAAGUUGAAAAUUCAAAGACUUCUAAAAUUGGUAUUCUAAAAUUUUGCAGAUCUAAGUAUUAUAAAAAAGUAUAGGAAUCUAGAAAUAUUAUGCGUCGUCUACAAUGGCAAAAGGAGUAGUAGUAAGAAAUAAGCAGUAAGUAAAUAGACCAAUCACAAUCGAUUAUUCUUGAAUCGUGAGAAUGAAAUUGGUCAAUUUGCUUACUGCUUAUUUCUUACUACUACUUCUACUGCCAUUGUAGACGACGUAUUAUACAUCCUUAAAGAGUAAAAGUUUCUAUGUUCAAAGUUUUGCGACAUUAAUCACUAGAACAUUUGAAAAGCCAAGUGUACAAACUAGAUUUCAAAAUAAUCAAAAGAGAAAAAGAAUUUGAUGAAGAUAAAACAUAUAUUGUAACUCUAAGGUUUAAAAAAGCUCAAGCUUGUGUAAUAUAUAAUUAUCAGCGAUAGAGCUAUCUCUCUCUUAACACUGCCGAUCGUUGUAAGAACAACGAUUUUUUAGUCGCGUAUUCAGUCAAAUAAGCUUUCACAUCCACGUAUUUAUUAAGAGUAUCGCGAAUUAAGAGGUAAAUUUCGUAAAUUAUUAAUUUUUUAUAAAUACUAUAUAUUUGAUUUCUACAAAACAAUAAUUUUUAAUUGAUUCAGAUUCAUAUUUCCUCAAUUGUAAAAAAUGUGAUUGAAAAUAUUUUAUUGUGUGAAAAAAUGUUAAGUAUCUUAAGAUCUACGCAUCCAAGAAACCAUAACAUUGAAAUUAUCAGUAAAUAAAGUACUAACAAGGAAGAUCUGACAACUCGAAGCUUCUUUGUAAGAUCUGUAUAUUUGCAGAAUAUAUUUAAUAAAAUUAUUUCUUUCAAGAAAAUCACAAAUAUUGAGCUAAGCAUUUCAUAAAUAUUGCAUUUUAAUAAUAUAUUAAAUAUUUCCUGCUACUGUACGCCUUUUGUGCUGGACAUUCUGUACAUUUAAAAUAAGCAUUUAAAACGAGGCGAUAUUUGAAUUUUGCAGAGUACAUGCUAAAACAUUUCUUAUCAAUUCUUAUCAACCCUCCACUCUGCCGCUUGUAAACAUCUGUUUUUAUUUAUCAAGCUCAUUGUCAAAUAUAUAAUCAUAUUCUUAUAAGUAUUUAUUGGGAAUAUUUUAAUUAUACUUAUAAGAAAUAAACAUUAGUAUUAUUAUUUUAUCCAACAGCAAAAUCUUUGUUUUAUUUUUUGUCACAAAGUUUCAGCGAAUAAAAAAUGGCGAUAAAAGGUGUGUGAGGGUUGAAAACUGUUAAUUAAAUUCAUCAAAGAAUGCCAAUUGAUUCGCAGAAACUUUGAAAAAGUUGCAUAGUUGAUCAGUUUACUAAGCUGUCUUGCUGAAGACAGAGAAAAGAACAAAUAAAAUAAUCAAUCGAAUAAUUAUGGAUCGUAUUGUUGCCAAUGUUGAUAAAUUAAAAACUGGGCCAAUGCAUAUCAUUGUUUCCCUCCAAGCUAAUGAAGUUGCGUCACAUUUGACCAUUCGUUUUUGGAGCAAGAAAAUGAUAAUCGGUGCUAUUUUGUAGUAACUUGAACUGCAUGCAUUUUUUUAUUAAUUUAAAUUUUCCGAGAAUUUUGGCUUAUUAAAAAAAUGUAGAGAGAGCAAAAUUUAUUAAUUACUUUCUCAAAAUCCAAACGAAUAAUACAAUUGUACUGUAAUAAAAAAUUUACUGUACUAAAGUUUUACUUCAUUUUAUCAUUAAUAAUCGUCGAUACGAAUUGUCCGAUACUCGUGAUUGUCGGUGACGUAUCAUCUUAUUUCGUAAUAUUUUUACGAAAUAAAUCAGGGAAUUGAGAGGAAUUGAGAGGGAAUAAGUGCUGUAAAAUUAGAUUUCUAGCUUUUUGACACUAGCAAUCGAUUUUAACGUUUGCAGGUUACUGUUUUUUUAACUUAUAAUUUUAAAGACAAGACGAUAUCUGACAAUUAACAUUUUCUUGUCCCAAUAAAACGAAUCGCACGACAAUGUCACUAACAAAUUAGAAUAAUUUAGAUGUAGCCCUUGAGGGGCAAUAAGCGAUGGUAUAUCCUUACAUAUGUGCAUAUAUUUACUAACGCGUCAUUUGUACACGAUUACAGCUGUUUGUUCGAAACAUAACGAAUGUACAAAAUCCAUUGUACUACCAUAAUCAACUCAAAUUGUUAUUAUUCGUGCUUUUACCUCUGUUAAUAUUAUAUUAUUUUUAUUUUAUAUUUACAUAUAUAUAUAUAUAUAUAUAUAUAUAUAUAUAUAUAUAUAUAUAUAUAUAUAUACACAUACAUACAUUCAAACAUGUGUGUACUCACACAUGUACGCCCGCAGGCAUAUGUGUGUGCGUGUAUACACGUAUGAACACGUACGUAUAUAUCGGCGCUAAUGUCGUCACUCCAAUGCAAAAUUGUAUAUUUAAAUCUUGAAUUUGGAAUAAAAAGAGAAAUGAGUUUUUACUCUGUACACACUUCUCUGCUACUAAAAAAUACAAAUUCUACUCACUGUUAACAAAGAUCGCCUAAAUCAAUUAUUACGAUGAAAGAAACGAGUUCUUCGAAUUUGCAUUGAAAUAAUGACAUUAUUAUCGAUAUAUUCAGUGAGUUAUUAAUUAACUUUAUUAACUUCUAAUGAACUCGGUUGCGACUGGUUUAUUUUCUUUCUUUCAUCUGACUGGAAAGUAGAUAAAAACUUGUAAUACGACUAAUAAGGAGAUGAUCCCUUAUAAUAUACCCGCCAUAAGAACGACAAAAAAGCAAGCAUCUCUGUAAUCUAAGAACGUAUAUAUGCUUAGAGCUCUAUCUGGAAUGCAAAAUUUUGAGUUAUAAAAAUUUAAAGAUUUAGUACACUAUAAAAUCUAAAAGCACAAGAGAGUGCCUGAGUAUCAAAUACUAUUUGUACAUCUAAAAAUGCUAUUAACACACAAUCAGAAAUAUUGACAUAUAAUUUUUUACUUUUAGUCUCUCUAAGAAUUACAUAAAUCACGUAUACAUUAUUUAUGAGUGAAAAAACGUAGUUUGCUUAUGUGACAUUAAUGAAACAUCUCCAUGUGUACUAGAAAUCGCUUUUGAUAAGGAACUACUUUGGAAAAGCACAGCUAUCGGUUAUAGAAUAUUUAUUCUUUAUAUUUUCGAGUUAUAUAUUUGAUUACCAGAGAGAGUGAGAGAUAUCUGCCCUUUCAUUUUGUGGCGCAAUUCUUGGACUACUUUGUACCUUUUAGUGUUUUAUUAGUUUUUUUUAUCGAUGUAACGAUAGUUCGGAAGAAUCCGAUCGUUCGAAUUAUUGUUUCUACUUAAACUAGCAAGAGAUUUAUUGAAGAGAUUUUUUUAUGCGGCUUCCAAUUCUUCCAUCUUUCUGUACUUAGUAAAUGUACCGAUGUUUUUUGUAAGGAUUAUAUAUACACACUACGCGUGCGUAUAAUGUAAUGUUCCCAUUAUAUAACGCCCAUCGAAACGACUCCGUAUGACUGUCGUACGUUUGUUCCGGAACAAAUCUCUGUAUGAUCCAAGGAUCCUAGAAUCCAUAGAUUUAAAUAUCCGGAAAGCGAAAAGCAAAAGUAGAGAAUUGAAAAAAUUUGUCGUCUUGAUCUAUGAAUUUGUUUGAUUAAAGAGAACUACGAAUAUUAAAAUGAAAAAGUCGAAUUUUCUAUUACAAAUACCCAAAAAUAUAUAUGAAUCUAUUGAGUCAAGUAUGUACAAUGAUUGUACAAUUCAUGAUAAUUAGCAAAAUUCACUAGUAGAAUAAUGUGAUUUUAAAAUUAAAGAAGUCAUGGAUAAAAAAAUAAACAAAAAAAUUAAGGAUAAAGAAUUUUGGGUUCAAGGAUUCAAGGAUGCAUUUUAGCUAUACUACAGCAUUACUAUUACGUUGCUGCGUAUGAAAAAUCCGUUUUUUUAUUUAUAUCAACUAAUCUUUCGAGUAGUUGAGUUGAAGGUAGAUUAUGUUAAUAAUAGAAUAAAAUUUAUAUAUAAUCACAUAGCGAAAGACGCACGCGUGCACACACCACACACACACACACACACACGCGCGCGCGCGCGCGCAUACACGCAUACACAGCUGUGCAAGAAAUUUAUGAAAAAAGCUGUGCAAUUUUUAAGCGCCCAUUAUUUAUUUUUUAGAAAAAAACAAUCUAUAAGCUAGAGGCUUCUUUUAUAUAUAUAUAUAUAUAUAUAUAUAUAUAUAUAUAUAUAUAUAUAUAUGUGUGUAUUUAUAAGUUGUUUUAAAAUUUAGUUAUAGAAUUUAGUUAUUAAUAAAUAUAUAUAUUUUCUUUUAUAGAUAUGUCAAUUAUACGUGCGUUUCGGAUUGUUGUAUCUAAUUUCACUAAACUACUGUGUACAUUCAAAGCGAUUCGUGCUUAUAUCAAGUUGGUAUUUUAAUAAUUGUUAACUAAGAAAAAAUAACUUUUCAUCGUGCUGUAAAGAGAUCUCUAGAACUGAAGAUAAUCAUCAAGAAAAACAGAGAUGCAAUAAUCUAAAAAAUCAGGAAUAUAAAUUUAAAUAUCUCGAGAGAAUUAAAACGCUGUGUGUACAGCUGAAAAUCGAUCAACGAGUUCUCUAGGCUAAUUAGUGACAAAAUCUUUAACAUUUCAUACGCAAGCACGUAAUACCUCAAUCAUCCUAAUAUCUCAAGUAAGCAAAAAUUCGGGUGAGAUAAUGCGUUGCCAAUAAUGUUCUCUCUCUCGAAAUCGCGAUUAGGAUUCCAAGCCGCCGUACUGUAUAAUGAAGAGACAAACAUGUAAAAAUACAUACACAUAUAUAAAUAGAUAAAUACACACAUACACACACAUACAUUUUCAAAACGGCAGAGACCGCGCGUGUAUAUGUGCGUAUGUGUGUGUACGUUUGUAUGUACUCUGUAUGCGUGUACGUAUGUGUAAAAAGAAGAAUAAGAAAAUGAAAAAAUAACGUUCAAGUCUUUCGCCGAGCGAUGGCCGUCGAGAUUCGUUGGGACUUUUUAUAUACAGUCAGAAAAUUUCUUAAUAAAAAGAAAACAUACGGAAAAGAAAAGGAGCGAUAAACAAGCGCGUGAUUUUUGUGUACUGUACAAUUAGGAAUAAUUGUAUCGUUAUUGCAAAUUGUAUAAAGGUCUCUUUUUUCAUGAUUUAUUGUUAACCCGUUGAAGGCCCCCAUCGCCUUUUCAAUUGCAAUAAAGUGGCAUAAUCCUGUUAUUCACGUUGCGCAUUUAAUAUUAAAUGCGACCUCGGCCCAGAGCUCUCAGUUUUGUUACAUCAGCAGCGUUGAGGCUCACGGACACGGGCGCUCGCUUGUAAGUUCGCCCACCGUGCUGCCAGCGUGCUGCUAAUGUAACAAAACUGAGAGCUCUGCCUCGGCCCACUAUUGCAUCAAAUAUUGUCUCCGUAUUGGACAAUUGUGAUUUAUUUAUUUACAUUCGUAACAUCGGAAAUAAAAAAAAUUAAUCGUAUAUACACAAUGCACUCUUGUAGAAGCACGUGAAAUAUCUUAGAAAGGAUUUGAAUUCAAAGUCAGUCUUGGAGAUAAAAUUUUGUUGUAAAACGAGGUAAAAAUUGUUUCAAGACCAGAAUAAUGUAUCUUCUCAUUGAUAAUAAAUUUUCUAUUUAUAUCUUUUAACAGAAUAAAAAAUUAUAAAAUUAAAAGUAUAAAAUCUGCGAAGGUAAUGAAACGUGCAUUGAACGCUACUACAUGGAGUGGUUCACCUAAUAUUACUACAUGGAAUAUUUUUUUACAUCAUAUUAGAGCAAAUAUCACCUAAAAAAAAUUUAAAGAAAGUUGAUAUAUAGUUAUGCGAGUAAAGACCAUGAAAUGGUUCGGAAUUGCAUAACGUAUGUAAUAAUGAAUAUUGAAGUAUCCCAGUAUUAGUAAUCGAUAUGUUACUAAGAUUAUAUCCAUACAUAUACAUAUCUCGUAUAAUAGACAAUUUUUGCGAAUUUCAAACAUGUGACUCCAUUCUAUAAUUUUUAAUCCUACUUUUCGAAUUUUUGUCAUUAUUACGCAUACUUUUACGAGAGUGCAAUUCAUUACAGGGAUUUCUGUCAAUUCCAUCGUCUUUUGACGUAAUCAAGAUGUGUGUGUGUGCGUGUGUAUGCGUGCGUGUAUGUGUGUAUAUAUAUAACUAAAUCGAUUAUUGUGUAUAGCUUUAAAGUUCAAGAUCAGUCGCCACAUUUAACGACAAAUACGGCGUUAACCAUAGAAUACUAAUCGUAUUUAUAGGAAAUCAACAUUAAUUAACCGCGUUAAAUUGCAAUUUCUUCCCCAAAAACGUGAUGAAGAAAAAAAAUAAACUUUUUAUUAAGAA